This is a messenger RNA of Ustilago hordei, 891 nucleotides long. RefSeq lists its product as uncharacterized. Gene Ontology annotation, molecular function: nucleic acid binding; zinc ion binding. The coding region runs from base 1 to 891 and encodes 296 amino acids. NCBI's taxonomy places the organism in Eukaryota, Fungi, Basidiomycota, Ustilaginomycetes, Ustilaginales, Ustilaginaceae. The record is from RefSeq and is a predicted model, not a curated record. The transcript has a single exon.
AUGGGCCUAGUUAAUAUCAACAACCAGGCUCCACACAGGGAGACUGAGAAGAUCCUGAAGGACAUAUCAAGCUCAAUUGCACACAUCAAGAAACUCAGUGACAGCAAUUGGCAUACCUGGGAGCCUACCUUCAUUGACUGCCUCCAGAGAGUACACAAUGCAAAGGAGAUCCUAUAUGGCACCAUUGCACCUGGAAACAAAGACUAUGAUGAAGACUUAGGCAAAGCCCUUGUAGGCCUCAUCCAUGCUUGCUGUGACAGUAGCCCAGACAGCUGCAUUGACACCUACACUGUUAGAGGUGCUAAUGAGGAAGUACAGCUUGGUAGCACACUUUAUACUAAACUCAAGAAGGCACUGACACUGAAUGAUGCAGUCAAGCAAGCAGGACUACAGGACCACAUCCACACUGUGCACCUGCAUAACUGGGACAUGGUCAAGCUAGGCAAGGAACUUGACUCCAUCUGGAAUGAUGCAGCAUGCCUUGGCAAGCGUUUUGAUGAGGACCUCAAGAAAUCUACUCUUUACUGUUGCACAGCCCAAGAUUGGUUCUAUGCCAACUCUGUUGAUGCACUCAAGACUGCCAAACCUGAUUGCAAGUAUGAUGAGGCCUAUCAAACACUUGUGAAGAAGCAGCAAGAUGGUGAAAUCUCUGGCCAUAUCAGAGGAGCAGCCAGGGUUGCCAUGGGUACAGGACAGUCAGACACUAGUCAGGCAAUGCAAGCACCCAAGGGCAGAUGCAAUCCUUGCAAUCCUAUGGCCCCUCCAGAAUGCUAUGCUUGUGGAGAACCAAACCAUAUCACAUGCAACUGCACAAGCAGCAACAUUUCCCACAACCCCACACCCAACACAGCUGGAUCCAGUGCCCACCUGGCUCAAGAAGUAAGUCAGUAG